AGAUGGCUAUGUAAGAACUCUUGGCCUAAUAUGGUCUGGAAAAUUCAGAGCCAGAACCCAAUUUGUUGGAGACUGUAGAGGAAAGCUAUAUAUUUCAGCUGAAUGGUUGCCAUGCCCUUAUAAUACAUAGAACCUUCACUAUAGCUCGGGGAUUGUCUUUCUGGCAUAAUGUUUAUGAAAAUGUCAAGUUUGUUUAGGGGCAAAAUUGGCUGGAACUAGGAGAAAGCUUUUUUCGAAACCUAUUAAGGUUAUCUCCUUUAUUGAUCCUCAACUGGGAUGCCCCCGGGGACCUCCAUUCAAAAUUUAAGGUCCGAAGUCUUUAACCCCUCGUGUACAAUACGACAGUGGGAGGUUCUUACAGCUUAGCUCAACCAACUGAUGAGCCUGGCCCAUAUCGAUGAAUAAAAAAUAUUCUUGAUCAGGUUACAACUUACAAGUGGGGUACAGACAGUGCCAUUAUGAAAAUUUUGGCCUUUACUUUCAGUGUGUGGUCUAAAGGAUCCAUAAUAACAUCUACCAAGGGGGUGGGGGUGGUGGUGACAGGUGGCAGGGAACUCUAUAAUUGAAGAUUAUGACAAGGGUGAAGGGCCGACUGUCACUGUGGGCGGGCGUAUAGGAGUCGUACCCUGUCUGUUUGGAGUCCCGGACGCCCUCUGCUCUCUGCGAAGUAUCAUGUGAACUGUGGUUCAUCUUUUCAUGUCCUCCUGCGCCCAACCUUUUCCUUUUAUUUUAAUUUUUUUUAAAUUAACUAUAAAAAAAACUCUAAUAUUUCUUUUUGGGAAAAAAAAACUGACACGUGUAUGAGCUGCUGUUUUGCGCCCCUUUCCUUGUUUUACCUCCGGAUAUCCAUUGCGGCUGUUUUUUUGGGUUCUUUUUUUCUUUUUUGAAUCAUUUUAAAAUAAAAUAAUAUUUGAAUAAAAGGGAUAAAACAAUCCCUAAACCCUCAUGUUAUUGAAGUAUGGAAUUAGACCUUAAUAAAAAUACAUUUAGUCAAUUAUACAAACUAGUUUUUGGAACAAAAAAAUUACAAAAGAGUAUUUAUAUCCAUAUUAUAGUUAGAAUUUAGAAAAAAAAAGAGGAUUUUGUAAGGGGUAUUUGAAAUUUGAAUGUGGUAAAAUAAUAAUUAAGAUGCAGUUAAAUGUAAAAAGGGUAGUUAAGACUUAAGAUUGGAUUAUUAGCGAGGGAGGGAAGAAGAGAAAAAGGUGGUUAAGACUUAAGAUUUGAUUAGUAGUGAGGGAGGAAAGAAUAGCAGUACCCCGUCCUUUUUGUCAAAAUAUGUUAAUAUGGUUUGGAAUGGGGAUGGAGGGGAAGGGGACCAGAGGGGCAUUUUUUGCGAAAAAGUCCAUACGUUACUGCGGAAGUGAGCAGAGGGGUUCUCUGCCUCUGCGUACAGAGUUGAUGUUAUAGUAUUACUAUUGACUGUUACCGCUACCACCUACCAACCCACUAUCUCUCUUCUCCUUCUCUGCACUCUCCACUUUCCUUACUUUUUAGAAAAUCACCAUGAAAACGGAGCACCCAAAGCUCAAGACCACGCCUCGCCCACUCUUCUCCUGCGGCUUCUUUAGCCACUGCACCCAGUCCGUUAUCAGCCCCACCACCCCCAACACUCCCUCUCUCCCACUCUCUUCUCUCCCCACUCCACCUCCUCCUCCUCCACCCCCACCACCCUCCUCCCACCACCAAUCUCACCCUCACCCUCCCCCUCCCCAUCACCCUCCUCCCCCACCUGACUCUGAAUCCUCCUCCUCUUCCACCUCCCAAAGCUUCACCCAGUGGCGCUUCCCUCUCCCAAACUCCCCUAUCCUUCACCACCACCAACCUCCAUCACAAUCUCAUCCCUCACACACCCAAAUCUCUCCCCAGACCGACCACCCGCCGCAGUCUCCGCCGCUCAUUGCCGUUGCCAAUCUCCAGGAGCUCUUUCACGUAGCGGAGCUACAGCUCAGCACCGGCUCCGACGUGGAGAAACUCGCGGCUCUUCAGUUACUGGAACGAUCACUUGUUCCGGCUGCCGGCGGUGGAGAAGAAGCGUGCCCCGCGGCAGUGAUGCGAGGGGUAGUGGGGUGUUUGAAAGAUAGGGCGGGGGCGAGACCGGCGACGAAAGUGCUGUUGGCUCUUUGUUUGGCGGAGGGGAACCGGCACGUGGCGGUGGAGGCAGGGGCGGUGGCUGAGGUGGUGGAGGCGAUGUCGGAGAUGGAGGGGGCGGUGGCAGAGAGGGCGUUAGCGGCGCUGGAGCUGAUGUGCACGGUGGCGGAGGGGUUAGCGGAGCUACGGGCGCACGCGCUGUCAGUGCCCAUGAUGAUAUCAAUGAUGGAGAGCAUGGCGGGUAGAGGAAAAGAGUGCGCAAUUAGCAUACUGGCAGUGAUAUACAUCGGGGCUGGCGAUCAGGCGCCGCCGUCGGAAGAAGUGGCGCGUGCAGUGGCGUUAGCGUUGCAAGGCGAUUGCAGCGCGCGAGGGAAGAGGAAGGGGGCUCAACUUCUGAGGGCACUUCAGGAGAAUGGACGAUUGGAGUUAACCCAAGAGGGAUGAUGAGCGAUGGGGAUUUCGCCGUUGUGGAGCCUGGAGGUUGUUAGGGCUGAUAAUAACGGUUAUUAAGUAAAUAUAUGUAUCAAUUAAUUCUAAUCAGUAGUCACUUGUACACUUCUGUUUAUGAAUCCAUCCUACCCUAUCAUCUCUCUUAUA
Messenger RNA from Vitis riparia (riverbank grape), 2685 nucleotides. Its product is annotated as U-box domain-containing protein 25. The record is from RefSeq and is a predicted model, not a curated record. Bases 1504 to 2532 code for a protein of 342 amino acids. Lineage: Eukaryota; Viridiplantae; Streptophyta; Magnoliopsida; Vitales; Vitaceae. The transcript has a single exon.